Molecule: messenger RNA, 2220 nt
Organism: Durusdinium trenchii
Lineage: Eukaryota; Dinophyceae; Suessiales; Symbiodiniaceae
Source: the annotation of a GenBank genome assembly
AUGGAGGCCAUUGCCAGUGGAGCGGUUGCAGCGGUGGACUUGGACGGUGAGGGGGAUGGCGAUGAUGGCGAUGUGUCCAGACCAGGUGAGGGACAAAGUCCCGAAAAUGAAGAGGGAGUCACCUCGAUCUGUGAUGAGCUUUGCGCACUCGAUCUGCUUCUAUGGCCACCAGUGAGUGCAUUUAGUUUUGAUGCAGAAGUGUUUCUGAGCCUAGGAGAGUCUUUGCAGGUUGAGGUUCACAUGCCGCCCUUAGAUGUUCCAUCUGCAUCUAUGCUGUUUGAGAAGCUGCAGUGCUGCCUACAAGCAGUGGCACCCGUGGGUGAGUUUCUACCAACAGCUCCUGCUUUGGUGCCGGUGCUGUCCUCUGAUUCCUCCGAAGCUGCUGCAUUGGCUGGCUCGACCACCGUGACGCUUUAUUUAGAUCAGUCCACGGACGGGUUCCAGGUGAAGCUGGCCGGUGAAGCUCCAGGGACCGUUCAAUUGGUGGGUGGAUCGAUUUGGGCCUUGUCGCAGGCCAUCGAGAAGCUACGGCAGCUGCUGUUGCUCCACCGCCGUCCCAGCUUGGAUUCCGCGCGGCUCCCAGCCCUCUGCCUCCACGGGAAGACCAACCCCACGCCGUCAGCAGAGUCUGCGGUGUUGAUGGACCUGUGGGAUUUGAGCUCAGAAGAGCAGUUGCAGGCGCUUCAACAGAUGGCUCGCUGGCAAAUCCGGCAAUUCUGGGUGCCUGUGCCGCACGCGAACUUCAGCUACCGCUGGUUGCAGGAUGUCUUCGAAGCACGGAGAAUUUGCAGCCACAUCGGAGCCGAGUUGGUGCCCGUCAUCGACGAGAAGUCAGACACAGUGGCACUCGCCCAGUUUCAAGGCGCGAACAAUGUAGGCUGGCGCCUUCAGCCCAAUUCCAGCGCUGAGUGCCAUGAGGUAUGGCCCACCUUAAGAAGUGCCGGUCACACCAAUGUGCGGCUCACGGUAAUGGUGGCCUUGGACAAGCGCAAGGCUUUGCAACAAGUGAAUCAGCUGUGCAAAGACCUCGCACGGCAGUCCUCCAGGAUCGGGCUCUUGUUGGAGUGCGAGUUGCAUGACCUGAAGCUUUUUCCAAUGGAUCAAGCUCUGAAGAUUGGCUUCGCUCAUGGAACCGCCCUCGGUGUCCUCUUCCGUGAACGACGAGGUGGUCAACUUGGUCGUCUUCCGCCUCACGUGUGGCACCCGCCAACCGCCACGGCGUCGCAGUGGGCAGCGACGUUGUGGGAGAAGACCCGCUCCAUCUCGGAGGUCUUCCCAAGCUUUUCCAAAUGCCUCGUCUUGGAAGUCCCUGUGUUCGGAGCUCCUUGGGCAGGUCGUGGCACUGCUUGGCGACCAUCCUGGUGCUUACUCAGCAGCUUUCUGGCAGCAGGCAUGCAUUGCAGUUCUGAGGUUGAAGCCACGAGGCUACCACAGCUACUCCAAGGGCAAUUCUUUGGAGAUUCUUCAGGCUCCCUGGCUUGGGAGCUUUGGAAUGCUUCUGCAUCCCUUGAUGAAGACUUCUUGACGAGUUUGUUCUCACUCCUCGCUGGCGAGAUGCCCCGCUUGGAUGACGAAGGCAUCAGCAGCGCCAAUGCAUGGUAUGCUCAUCUGACCGAGCGCCGUCUCCGGCUACGACGCUUCCGGUCGGAGGGAGAAGCUCCGCUUCCAGCUCGUGUGCCUGGUCGGGCGGAGUCGUUUGAGGGAAGUCGCACUCCGUGUUUAUCGGCUGGCAUGCUCGCUUCAUCGUUGGUCGGCAUCGAGUGGCUACGGUUUGCCUGUCGUGUUUAUCUUCUACUUGCAAAGCACUCACGGCGGUCAUCUCCAGACUUGCACAGUUCACUGCAAGCCUUGCCACCCGCCAAGCAGAGUGAUGUGCGCAAUGGUUUCUUGGCUUUGCUCCAUCGGACGAUCCAUGGAGUCGUAGAUCUACCAGAGAAUGGCUGGUGGGAGGAAAGUGAAGCUAUGGAGGCUGAGGCGUCCCAGGCAGAGGCACUCUGGGCUGGAGGAUUGCGCUUGGGUGCUGCUUUGGAUCUUCAUCCCUGGCAGGAAUUGGAAAAGAAACGGACCGGAAAGGCCCGUAUGGACCUUCACGCAGGUGUUUCUUCUAACCCAGUGAGCACAAUUGAUGCAUAUGAUAGCGUGUGUAUUUUUACUGACAUACAUAGAUUGACUACUUCUGGCGGCCGCUCAGAUUCUGUGCAAAGUCCAACAGUUCCGUGA